UAAAUAUAUAGAAAAGAUAAAAAAGAAUUCCUGUUAACAUUAAUGUGAUACGUGUCAUAGAAAUAUCUUGAUAUGUGUUGGAGAUUAAUCAAAAUUUAUAAAGAAAAAAUAUAAAGAAAAAGAAAAAUUUCAUACAUAAUAUAGGCGAACAAAACUAAAUAGGAAUUUUCUUUUUCAUAAACACUUAAAGAAAAUAAUUUCAAAUGAUUUGUCACUGUGAUAUUUCUUUCUUUUUGUUUUACAAAUUUGAUAUCUAAGAUAUGUAACUUCAUCACCAUGAAAUAAUUGAAAAAUGCUUGUUUAGUAAAAUAAUUUCCAUUUUGUUGUUACUAAAUCCCUUAUAUAUUUUUUUUGGUAGAUAUUAUACGAGAUCUAGACAAAAUGAAUAUAAUUUAGCAGAGAUACUUAACAAUUAAUAAUAUGAACAAUUUUUUCUUUUUGUUAAAUGACCAUUUAACGAAAGUUUAUUUUCUUAAACAUGUUACUCUUCUAAAGAUUCUUAUUUUAUGUUACUUUUCAUAACUAAGUUGCUGAAUUAGUUUAUCUUCAUUUCUGAUUUCUUCGCAAGUUUCUCCAUAUCUCUCCUCAAAAACAAUCCCACAUAUGAUACAACAAUCUAAUUAAGUUCUAAUGUGAAAAAAGCAACCAGAAAAAAAUGUUGUUUAUUCAGUUUCUCUUCACUUCCUUCUUGCUAUUUCUCUUCUUCCUCUUCGGUUUCGCAUCAUCUGCAACUUUGCCAACCCAAGAAGGGGAGGCUUUUAAAGUUGCACUAACCACAUUGAAAAAGACUAAUAUUGAUUUAAAUGCGGAUCCAUGCGAAGUCUCAUCUACUGGAAGUGAAUGGUCAACCAUCAGCAGAAAUUUGAAGAGAGAAAAUCUUCAAGGGUCUCUUCCCAAAGAGUUUGUGGGACUUCCUUUUCUGCAAAAGAUUGAUCUCUCAAGAAACUAUCUCAAUGGUUCCAUCCCUCCUGAAUGGGGAGUCUUGCCACUUGUCAACAUAUCGCUUCGUGGAAACCGAUUAACGGGUCCAAUCCCUAAGGAAUUUGGAAACAUUACAACUCUUACUAGCCUUGUCCUGGAAGCCAAUCAACUUUCAGAAGAAUUACCUCUUGAGCUCGGGAAUCUACCAAACAUUAAAAAAAUGAUUCUUAGCUCGAAUAACUUCAACGGAAACAUUCCAUCUACAUUUACAAAACUAACCACCUUGAGAGAUUUUCAUGUAUGUGACAACCAGUUUUCAGGAACAAUUCCAGAUUUCAUCCAAAAAUGGACUAAACUUGAGAGACUGUUUAUUCAAGCAAGUGGUUUAGGUGGACCAAUUCCCAUUGCCAUUGCUUCUCUCGUAGAGUUAAAAGACUUGAGAAUCAGCGAUUUGAAUAAUGGACCCGAAUCUCCCUUUCCACCGUUAAGGAACAUAAAAAAGAUGGAGACAUUAAUUCUUAGGAACUGCAAUCUAACAGGAGACUUACCUGCGUAUCUUGGAACUAUUACCUCCUUAAAGCUCUUAGAUCUUAGCUUCAAUAAAUUAAGUGGAGCCAUCCCUAACACUUAUGUUAAUCUUAGCGACGGAGGUUACAUAUAUUUUACAGGAAACAUGUUAAAUGGGUCGGUUCCAAAUUGGAUGGUAAAUAAAGGAUAUAAAAUUGAUCUUAGUUACAACAAUUUCUCAGUAGAUCCAACCAAUGCCGUAUGCAAGAAUAAUGCACUUUCAUGCAUGAGAAACUACCAGUGUCCUAAAACUUUCAAUGGUCUUCAUAUAAACUGUGGUGGAGAUGAAAUGUCUAUCAAUGGGACAAUAUAUGAAGCUGAUAAGUAUGAUAGACUGGAGAGUUUAUACAAAAGUCGAAAUGGGUGGUUCUCAAGCAACGUAGGAGUCUUCGUAGACGAUAAACAUGUUCCCGAGAGAAUAACCAUCGGGUCUAACUCAUCUGAGCUCAAUGUGGUAGAUUUUGGGCUGUAUACGCAAGCUCGAAUCUCAGCCAUCUCACUCACUUACUAUGCAUUGUGUUUAGAAAAUGGAAAUUACAAUGUUAAUCUCCAUUUCGCCGAGAUUAUGUUUAGCGGUAACAACACUUAUCAAAGCUUGGGUAGACGGUUUUUCGACAUAUACAUUCAGAGGAAGCUCGAGGUUAAAGAUUUCAAUAUCGCUGAGGCGGCAAAAGCUGUUGGAAACGUUGUUAUUAAGACAUUUCCGGUCGAGGUAACAAACGGAAAGUUGGAGAUACAAUUGUAUUGGGCCGGGAAAGGAACUACAGUCAUUCCCAAAAAACGUGUUUAUGGUCCUCUCAUAUCUGCUAUAUCAGUGGAUCCAAAUUUCAAUCCACCACCUAGAAAUGGUAUGAGUACUGGUACUCUCCAUGCAUUGGUAGUGAUGGCAUGCAUUUUCAUUUUGUUUUCCGUACUUGGAAUUCUAUGGAAAAAAGGUUGCUUGAAAUCGAAAAGCCAAAUGGAAAGAGAUUUCAAAAGUUUGGAACUCAUGAUUGCUUCUUUCUCGUUGAGGCAAAUCAAAAUCGCUACAAACAACUUUGAUUCUGCAAAUAGAAUUGGAGAAGGCGGCUUUGGUCCUGUAUACAAGGGAAAGUUGUCUGAUGGAACAAUAAUCGCGGUGAAACAACUUUCGACAGGAUCAAAACAAGGGAACCGCGAGUUCUUGAACGAGAUUGGCAUGAUUUCAGCUCUGCACCACCCGAAUCUGGUUAAACUAUAUGGAUGUUGCGUUGAAGGAGACCAGCUUUUGCUAGUCUAUGAGUUUGUAGAAAACAACAGCCUUGCUAGAGCAUUGUUUGGUCCCCAAGAAACUCAGUUGAGAUUGGACUGGCCUACAAGACGGAAGAUAUGUAUCGGGGUAGCGAGAGGACUAGCAUAUCUACACGAAGAAUCGAGGCUAAAGAUUGUACAUAGAGACAUCAAAUCCACUAAUGUGUUGUUAGACAAAGAACUGAAUCCAAAAAUAUCAGACUUUGGUCUUGCUAAGCUUGAUGAAGAGGACAGCACUCACAUUAGCACUCGAAUCGCUGGAACAUUUGGUUACAUGGCUCCAGAGUAUGCCAUGAGAGGCCAUUUGACAGAUAAAGCCGAUGUUUACAGCUUUGGCAUUGUAGCUCUAGAGAUCGUUCAUGGAAGAAGCAAUAAAAUAGAACGUUGCAAAAACAAUACCUUCUAUCUUAUUGACUGGGUGGAGGUUUUGAGGGAGCAGAAUAAUCUCUUGGAACUGGUGGAUCCAAGAUUAGGAUCAGAUUACAACAGAGAAGAAGCAAUGACAAUGAUCCAAAUUGCGAUAAUGUGUACAAGCUCAGAGCCUUGUGUUAGACCGUCAAUGUCAGAAGUGGUGAAGAUAUUGGAAGGUAAGAAGAUAGUGGAGUUGGAGAAGCUUGAGGAAGCUUCAGUCCAUAGAGAAACAAAGAGACUUGAAAACAUGAACACGAUGAAGAAGUAUUACGAAAUGAUAGGGCAAGAGAUAAGUACGAGCAUGAGCAUGAUCAUGAGUGAUCAUAGUGAAUCAUCAGCAGAUCAUUAGCAGUUGUGUAAAAAUAACAUGUGAAGAAGGAAACCCAAAAAACUGUUCUUAGCAUUUCAGAAACAAUCUGAGUUCUUAAGUACAAGUCAGAGAGAGAGAGAGAGAGAGAGAUGUGGGAAUCAAUCUUUUUUAAUAAGUGUUAAAA
Messenger RNA from Arabidopsis lyrata subsp. lyrata, 3662 nucleotides. RefSeq names its product probable LRR receptor-like serine/threonine-protein kinase At1g53420. Gene Ontology annotation, biological process: protein phosphorylation. The coding region runs from base 656 to 3517 and encodes 953 amino acids. NCBI's taxonomy places the organism in Eukaryota, Viridiplantae, Streptophyta, Magnoliopsida, Brassicales, Brassicaceae. The record is from RefSeq and is a predicted model, not a curated record. The transcript is spliced from 23 exons. Gene Ontology annotation, molecular function: ATP binding; protein binding; protein kinase activity.